AUGGUGCGCGGCUACGGCUUAACGGACAGCGUUGCCAUAACUUCGUUCCAGAAAGAAUGGCUGGAGGAGGCGGCAGCCUAUGACUCCACGCUGCCCAAGGGAUGGCUUGUUCCGAUGGGCAGUGGCGGAUGGGACGACUCAUUCAUCGAACAAUCGAGAGAACUCGGACUCGCGCAGAUUUGCCCGCGCGCCGACCUGACGACUCAGGAACUGGUGGACAGGCUUCACGCCGAAGGGUUCGUCGUGCGAUGCCAUGGCCUGUUCAACGAAGACCUCAUGCGACACGCCGUCGACGUAGGCUGCAGACGGGGCGACCUGAACAAUAAACCAUCCAAAGUCCUCGUCAUCGGCUCCGGCCCCAUCAUCAUCGGGCAGGCGGCUGAGUUUGACUACGCCGGCACGCAGGCAUGCAAGGCGCUGCGCGAAGAGGGCGUCAUCACCGUGCUGGUGAACUCCAACCCUGCCACGAUAAUGACCGACGAGGACAUCGCCGAUGUCGUCUAUAUCGAGCCGCUCACCGUCGAGGUGCUCACACGCAUCAUCGCUGCCGAGCGUCCCGACGGCAUCCUGCCCACGCUUGGCGGACAGACAGGGCUGAACCUAGCCGUGGAACUAGCGGAUGCAGGCGUACUCGACGAGUACAACGUGCGUCUUCUCGGCACGCCCUUGCAGACCAUCCGCAACGCCGAGGACCGCGAGCUGUUCCGGCAGUUGCUGUCCGACAUCGGCGAGCCUGUACUGCCCAGCGAAAUCGUCGAGUCCAUGGAAGAGGCUCACGAGGCGCUGAAGACGCUAAAUCUGCCCUUGGUCAUACGCCCGGCAUACACGCUUGGCGGCACGGGCGGCGGCAUCGCUACCACGCUCGACGAGUUCAGUACCAUCGUCGCAAGCGGACUCGCCGCAAGCCCCAUCAACCAGAUACUCCUCGAACGCUCCCUGAUCGGCUGGAAGGAGAUCGAGUACGAGGUGAUGCGAGACGCCGCCGACAACUGCAUCACCAUCUGCAACAUGGAGAAUAUCGACCCGAUGGGCGUCCACACCGGCGACAGCAUCGUGGUCGCCCCCAGCCAGACGCUUUCCGACAAGGAGUACCAGCUUCUGCGCUCCGUCAGCCUGAAAAUCAUCCGCGCGCUCGGCAUCGAAGGCGGCUGCAACAUUCAGAUGGCGCUCGCGGCAGGCGAUGUCGUUGGCAAGACCCUACCAGAUGGCGGCGGCAAGGACAACGAAUACUACAUCAUCGAGGUCAACCCACGCGUUAGCCGCAGCUCCGCACUCGCGAGCAAGGCGACCGGCUACCCCAUUGCCCGCGUCGCAGCCAAGAUUGCAGUCGGCAAGCGCCUCGACGAAAUCCCCAACGCCGUCACGCAGCAGACCCUCGCCGCGUUUGAGCCUGCGCUCGACUACUGCGUGGUCAAGAUUCCGCGCUGGCCCUUCGACAAGUUCCCUGCAGGCGACCGCUCCAUCAACACUCAGAUGAAAGCCACCGGCGAGGUCAUGGCGAUCGACCGCUCAUUCGAGGCGGCGUUCCAGAAAGCCGUGCGCUCCCUCGAAAUCACCAACCGCGACAUCCUCUGGGAAGACUCCGGAUGGUGCUUGGCAGAUUCGUCCGAAACGGAUAGCGCAGACAUUCCCGCCCUAUCGCUGGAAGGCUUGGACAAAGCGCGCCUGCCACUGCACCCCAACGACGAACGUCUCUGGGCGCUGCUCUACACCCUGCGGCGCGGCGUGAGCCCUGAAGCGCUAUCCCGCAAACCAGGCAUCGAUCCCUGGUUCACCCGCGCCUUCCAGAACAUCGCUCUGAUGGAAGAGGAACUGCUGUCCUCGCACCUCGACACCGAUAUGCUUUGGCGAGCCAAGCGUCUCGGCUUCUCCGAUGAAAAAAUCGGCGAACUGACUGACCGCACCCCGCAGCAAGAUGGUGGACACCUGCGCCGCCGAGUUCGAGCGCACACGCCAUACUUUUACAGCACCUACGAGCAGGAGAACGAAGCCACUCCGAUAACAUCGGCCAAGGCGCUCGUCGUCGGCAGCGGCCCCAUUCGCAUUGGACAGGGCAUCGAGUUCGACUACUGCUCCGUACAUGCGGCUUGGGCGCUCGGCGAAGAGGGCGUAUCCAGCAUCAUGGUGAACUCCAACCCGGAGACGGUAUCCACCGACUUCGACACCAGCGAUCGCCUCUACUUCGAGCCGCUCGACGAGGAGAGCCUGCUGGACAUCCUUGAGAAUGAAGCGCUCGCCGGAGACGGUGCCGAGUUGGAGUUCCCGCCCUCGAUCGUGCAGUUCGGUGGCCAGACGGCUAUCAACCUAUCGCAGACUCUCGACAGCGUGGAGAUGCCCAUACUCGGCUCUUCCGCGCGCUCCAUCGACAUCGCAUCCGACCGCCACCUCUUCGAGGAGUUCCUCGCGAGAACGGGCAUUCCCAACCCACCCGGCGCGGCCGUCAGCAACCUCGAACAGGCUCUCAAUGUCGCGCAGCGCGUAGGCUAUCCCGUGCUCGUGCGUCCCAGCUAUGUGCUCGGCGGCAGGGCGAUGGAGAUUGUGCAGAACGCCACCGAGCUCGUGCGCUACAUGACCCACGCAUUCGAAGCGGGCAUGGGCAGGCGCGUGCUCAUCGACAAGUAUUUCGAGGGCCGCGAGGUCGAGGUGGACGCCGUGUGUGACGGCGAGAAUGUGCUCAUCCCCGGCAUCAUGGAGAUGUGGAGCGCGCCGGCGUUCACAGCGGCGACUCCAUGGCGAUUUACCCCGGCCUGA
Molecule: messenger RNA, 2751 nt
Organism: Geodia barretti
Lineage: Eukaryota; Metazoa; Porifera; Demospongiae; Tetractinellida; Geodiidae
Source: the annotation of a GenBank genome assembly